This is a messenger RNA of Haliotis rufescens (red abalone), 3482 nucleotides long. Its product is annotated as hephaestin-like protein. The record is from RefSeq and is a predicted model, not a curated record. Bases 167 to 3334 code for a protein of 1055 amino acids. Gene Ontology annotation, cellular component: plasma membrane. The transcript is spliced from 14 exons. NCBI's taxonomy places the organism in Eukaryota, Metazoa, Mollusca, Gastropoda, Lepetellida, Haliotidae. Gene Ontology annotation, molecular function: oxidoreductase activity; copper ion binding. Gene Ontology annotation, biological process: iron ion transport.
UGAUCUGGUUACAGUCUCGUGAUGUCUCGGAUGAGUGAAUCGGGUGGCGAGAUGUUGUGUGCUCUUUGGUGACGUUCUCAUCAGCACAUGUCGACAGUUGCGAGGACGGGACGGGCAAGACGAAGUUGCAGACUGUUUGGUGGCUUGACGCAGUGACAACACCAGGAUGGAGAACCUGCUGGCGGCCAUGUUUGUCUGUCUGUGUGUCACCACAUCCGGGGUAGUUGGAGACAGACAGUUCUUUAUUGCUGCUGCGGAAGAGUACUGGGAUUAUAUGCCGCUAGGGGCCGACGUUGUCAACACCGAGGGACUGAAAGCCAGCAGUUCGAAGACAGGACAACAUGGAAACAGCCACGUGUUCAAGAAGGCGAUAUACCGAGAGUACACUGACGAAACAUUCACCACAGAGAAACCCAAGCCGGCGUGGUUGGGAUUUGUCGGACCGACGCUGUACGGGGAGGAGGACGAGUUCAUCAACGUCAUGUUCUUCAACAACGCCAGCAAGACGUUCUCCAUUCAUCCUCAUGGCGUCCUUUACAACAAAAUCAACGAAGGUGCGGCAUAUGCGGACGGUAGCCAUGACAACAACACAGACACGCCCCCUGAUGUCGUGGAACCCGGAUGUAACUAUACGUACACGUGGAAAGUGACGCACAACGCUAGCCCGGCAGAGGGAGACGCGGACUGUUUGACAUGGCUGUAUCACUCACAUGUGGACACCGUCAGAGACACCAACUCGGGAUUGGUGGGAUUUCUGCUGACCUGCAGACAAGGUGCCCUCAACAACACAGACCUCGCCCGCCACUACGCCUUGUACGUCACCACCGUGGACGAGUCCAAGAGCUGGUACGUCGACCACAACCUCGGACACUUCCCUCUCAACAUCAGCAGCAGAGAUGCGGACUUCAGAUGGACUUCCUCAAUCCAUGCCAUCAACGGCUACGUGUUCGGCAACCUCCCCGACAUCACAGCAUGUGUAGGGGAAACAGUCACGUGGCACAUGGCCGGCCUAGGAUCAGUCCAGGAUCUUCACUCGCUGUCCAUCAGCGGUCAUUCGUUUGAAUACUAUCACCACAGACAAAAUACAAUCAACCUGGACACGGCCCAGUUUUCAACAGCAACAACAACUGCUGUCUCCCCGGGGCGGUGGCGAAUUAGUUGUGAGGUGACCGAGCAUGCUGCGAACGGGAUGGUCGCCUUCUUCGACGUCCGGAAGUGUGAUCGUCUGCUCUAUCAGCCGACUUACCUCAGCAACCUACGCAGGCACUACAUUGCUGCGGAGGAAAUUAUCUGGGACUACGGACCAACAGGCAGAAACUUAUUUAAUGGCGACUCACUCACCGAACAAGGAAGUGAAUCUGAAAAGUAUUUCAAGCGAGACAACCACCACAUUGGCGGAGCCUACAAGAAGGCCGUCUUCAGAGCAUAUGACGACUUCAAGUUCCAGACCAAGAAAAUCCAAGAUGGCCGCCGAAAGCAUGACGGUUUUCUUGGUCCCGUGAUAAGAAUCGAGGUUGGAGAUUUGGUUCAAGUCACCUUCAAGAACAUGGCCAGUCGGCCGUACUCCCUGCAUGCCGAAGGCGUGAAGUUCAGGAAGAACAGCGAGGGGUCCGAGUACAAUGACGGCAGUGACGCAAUUGCCGACAACAGUGUGCCCCCUGGCGGGAUCAACACGUACUACUGGACAGUGCCGGAAGAGAUGGGACCGACUGACAGCGACCCACAAUGCCUAACCCGGAUAUACACAUCCGGUGUCAACCCAAUUAAGGACAUGUAUAGUGGCUUGAUCGGUCCACUGCUUGUAUGCAAACGAGGAACUCUUACUGGACGCAAUGAGCAGAUUAACGUGGAGAAGGAGUUUCACCUGUUGAUGUCUGUGAUAGACGAGAAUGAGUCGUGGUACCUGGAGGACAACAUGAAGCUGGCGGGGAUGGAUAUAAACUCCACACACACCAGCAGCUUCACAGAGUCCAACCUCAUGCACAGCAUCAACGGUCUGAUGUACGGGAACCUGGAGGGGCUGGACAUGUGCGCCGGUGACCGGGUCAGCUGGCACGUCUUUAGUGUCGGUACAACUGUUGAUAUCCACUCCAUGUAUUUUCAUGGCAACCCAUUCUCUCGGGUCCACACCCAUCGCAGCACCACCUUCCUCACCCCCGGGUCGAGGAGGACCCUGUAUAUGACGCCCAAAUGCGCAGGAGAGUGGGAACUGACCUGUCAGACUGACAACCACUUUUUGGCCGGCGAGAAGACGUUAUACAGGGUGUCGAGAUGCGCCUCCAGCAGCGUGCAGGUUGACGCCGGGAGGGGGAAGGAGCGCGUGUUCUACAUUCAGGCAGAGCAAGUGGACUGGGACUACGCCCCGACAGGUCGCGACGUCACAUACAACAAACCCCUUCCAUCAAAAUAUGAAUACAGACAAUACUUGAAGGUGCUCUACCGAGGCUACACUGACGCAUCCUUCAAGACGUUGAUCAACGGCACUGGGGAGGAAUACCUUGGCAUGCUGGGCCCCGUAAUACGAGUGGAAGUAGGGGACACGUUAAAAAUUGUCUUCAAAAAUAAGGCAGACCGACCCUUUUCCAUCCACCCACAAGGCCUGACCCACAACUCGGGUGGGGCGUCAGUCCCGGGUCGAUUACGGCCCGACCAGCCUGCCGUACUUCCAGGCCAGGUUCACACAUAUCUAUGGAAGGUUCGCAAUGCCUCUGGGCCAGGUAUAGCGGACCCCAACUGCAUAAACUACCCCUAUUAUUCCGACGUGAAUCCCCUGAGGGACGUAAAUACAGGGUUGGCUGGAGCGCUGGUGGUGUGUCGGCCGGGGACUCUGGGAAGUGAAGGGCGCAGGUUAGAUGUGGAGAAGGACUUUGCGAGUUACUUGACCAUUGUAGACGAAAGACAGAGUUGGCUGGUAGACAAGAACACCGAAAGAUGCCAAGGACGGCUUGGUGUCAUGGCCACCAAAUUGGGACGGUGUGCUCCGAGGUCAUUCUACGUAAUAAAUGGCUACAUUUUCGGGAACCAACCACUGCCCACAAUGCCCCAAUGGUCUGUAGUUGACUGGUACCUGAUGACGCUGGGAGAUCAAAAUGACCUUCAUCCAGUUCAUUUCCAUGGCAACAACAUAUACUUGUAUGAUGGGAAAAUCCACACGAGUGACGUCAGUCAGCUGUUUCCGGGAGUGUUUUCGACAGUGCGCAUGUCUGCAAUAAACCCCGGCAAAUGGUUGUACCAUUGUCACGUGAACUACCAUCUAACAUCGGGUAUGGAAGGUAUGUAUGAAGUGAAACGGAGGAAGAUGCCCCCGGAUUGGGAUGAAGACGACAAACUCUAACGCACACUCCGUCGCAGUGGUGACUCAGCAUAACACCACUGCCACAGGCUAAUUUGCAUAUCACAUGACCGGACUUUUCUCUUGUUUGUAAACAAACGCGCUUUUUCAGAAAUCAGUAUAGAACGGACUAAUGCAAGUAUUUGGGGGC